AUGAAGGAGCAAGAUGAUGGGCAGCGUGGUCUCUUCGAGGGGGAUCAUAAUGCUGUUGUGCUGGAUGGAGUCUUUGUUCUUGCCCAUUCUAUCGUCAAUGAGAUCUCGAACCUUGACCCAAACGACUUACCUGGAGAGUGGACCCCCAACCAUCUCACGAUGAUACGUUGUGCUACCGAACAAGAGUAUCUCGCGCGAGAGACAGUGAAUGCAAAGCACCGCAAUGACGAUGUGAAGAACAAAUUCACUCACAUUGAAGAAGUGGAAUACUUCAUUGCGGGGAACUUGGAGUGGCUGCUCCAGGAAUCAAUGGACACAAUGCAGUGGCAAGAGGGCCGCAGGCUUUGCGAUGAGAGCUUAGAGUACUGUGCUACCUCUGGUGAAGAAACUUCUUUUCAGCAUAGCCAAUUGCACAGCAUCAGGGAAAGCUGGGAAUCUGCACUCGUUGGCAAGUCACUCCUUGCAGCAGAGGCCGCGGCUGACUUCUACAUGUGUCGAAUCGCUCAACCGGCUCGAAAGGCUCUGGAAGCACCAGCGGCAGAGUCAAGGCGAAGUUCGGCAGUCUUCUUGAUGCUGAGCGAGAAUCUCAUCAAAUUUCCGAGGCGCUGUUACCAAGAUGAAUGUAUACCGUGCGCAAAGUGGGCACGCUGCAGAGAAGAGGCCCAACUUUGUAUAUUUGACAAGAGCGAAUUCAGGAUACUGGGAACAAAACAGACGUCUUCCAAAGGAGACGACACGAUCGAACAGUGUUCCGUGUGGCAUUCCCGUGUGCACACUAUUGCGAGGGGGGAGAGACGUAUUCGCAACGUCUUCCACGUUUCCUUGCUAGAACCCUGGCAAGGCCGUAGUGGCAGCGAUAGCGACACUCUGCUGAUGCCUGAACCGGAGGAUAAUGAAGUACGGGAGGCCGGGGAGACAAAAGAUGAGCCACGCUUCGCAUGA
Molecule: messenger RNA, 942 nt
Organism: Aspergillus alliaceus
Lineage: Eukaryota; Fungi; Ascomycota; Eurotiomycetes; Eurotiales; Aspergillaceae
Exons: 4
Coding region: 1-942 (313 amino acids)
Source: RefSeq, a predicted model, not a curated record